Messenger RNA from Diorhabda sublineata, 1565 nucleotides. It is a transcript of the gene TBCC, whose product is annotated as tubulin-specific chaperone C. Bases 417 to 1421 code for a protein of 334 amino acids. Gene Ontology annotation, biological process: tubulin complex assembly; post-chaperonin tubulin folding pathway. Gene Ontology annotation, molecular function: tubulin binding. The record is from RefSeq and is a predicted model, not a curated record. Lineage: Eukaryota; Metazoa; Arthropoda; Insecta; Coleoptera; Chrysomelidae. The transcript is spliced from 2 exons. Gene Ontology annotation, cellular component: cytoplasm.
AGAUACUCGAAAAUAUUUAUUUGAUAAUUAUCCUUCAAUUUUGGAAAAUUAUUACAAAAUUGGAGAACUUAUUGAUUCCCAAAAUAAAAUAAGGCAGGUCGAUUUAGCUUAUUGGAAUAAAAAAACUUGAUGGCAUCAAGAUUUGUUCGAUCAAUAUUUUGGUUAGUUGCAUGUAGUGGAGUUAGUUAUGGUUUACUUAUUUUAACAACCCCUUCUGAAGCAGAAAUUAAAAAGCGCAAACAGGAAUUAACUACAGUUAAAGAAAGGAAUGAACAAUUGAAUAAGAAACAACAAUUUAUGAAUGUUCUGAUAUCUGCAACAGAUAGUAAUAAACCACUGUAUCGUUUAUCUAAAGACGAUAUUGAAAAGGAAUUGAAAAAGGAUUAAUCAAACAUAAUCUCUUAUUUAAAUAAAUAAUGAAUUCUGGUAUAACUUUAGAUUCAGUGAACGAAAAAACUAAUAAAUUAAAUUUGUUAACUAAAAGAGAAGUUGAACGUCAACUGAAUUUACAAAAACGAAAAGAUAACAAAGAUUUACUAGUUGCCGGUAAUGAAAAAUUGGAAUUUUUUGAAACAAUAUUUACUGAAAAACGAUCUUAUAUAGAAAACAUGAUCAACAUUUCCAAAAGUGUGCCAGUUAAUGAAUUACCAGACCAUUUUAAUGAAAUUUUAAAGGAAAUAGUUACUUUACAGAAAUAUGUAGCAGCUUCAAGCAUUUUUAUAAGAAAUUAUGACAUGCAAAGAUGCCAAAAUGUAUUACAGGAACUAACAGUAAAAACAAAACAAUUGGAAGAAGAGUUUCUACCAAAAAAGAAAUUCUCUUUUAAGAACAAGAUGAAGCAAAAGUCUAAAUCAACAGAAAUUAGGAAUAAAAGUAUCGAUGAUGUGGAUUUCAAACUGAAAAUUGAACCAGUUAAAAGCAAUACAGGAUUUCUAAGUAGAUGUAAUGAAAAACUCACUUUAAACAAUUCCGAAUUGUUCAAAAAAGAUGUUAGCUUAGAAAAAUUGGAAUCAUGUACAGUAUUUUUAAAAGGCAGUCCUUCCACUUUACAUCUUAAUCAUUUAAAAAACUGUAAUAUAUUUUCUGGUCCAGUCAGUACAUCAAUUUUUGCAGAAAACUGUGAAAACUGUACAUUAGUUAUAGCUUGUCAGCAAUUAAGAUUGCACAAUUCUAAAAAUACUGAUAUAUAUCUUUACGUCACCAGCAGAGCUAUAAUGGAAGAUUGCAAAGAAAUUAGAGUGGCACCUUAUAAUUGGAAAUAUGAAAGCAUAUCUAGUGACUUUGAAAAUGUUGGUUUUGAUACUGCUGUGAAUAAUUGGACUUGUAUUGAUGAUUUCAACUGGCUCAAUCAGAAACAUUCUCCUAAUUGGAAGGAGAUUGAAGAUGUAGAAAGAAUUCAAAACUGGAAUCAUUAUUUAUAGAUUCAUUGUAACUUAGUAGUUAACAUUUAUUAAACAAUUUGCUUCUGCGACUUAUCUUGACUGUGUGAUUUUUUGAAUGUACAUAAUUAAAAUCAUAUUGUACCAAUUCAGGAUAUUGUUAAUACAUGCAAUGCAUUCUCAAAA